CUAGAGUGCUAUAAUUUGUGCAAAACAGAUGAAGCCAGAUACAAGGCAUGGGCAUCUGACUGGGAUGGUGUUGUUGCUUGUUGCAUGCUUGCAUUGCAGCGUAGCAUGACCAUGACCAUGACCAUAGACAGGCACUUGACUCUCUCUCUCAUGAAAGUCACUGUUGCGUCCUCGUCCGUUGCUCCAGCUGCACCCUGUGCUGUGGUUGCCUCCUCUCAGCUGUCGCUGUCGCCAAUUAAACUGGCAAGACGGGGCCGGAGCUCGAUUAGUGUUCCCUUUGAAAAAAGGGUGAGGGCAAGCAGGAGCUAGUAGCUUUGGAGUGUGGACUGUGUAGCUAACCGGACACUCCCUCCAUUAGAGAGAAGAAGAAAAAAAGCCUUCAUAAAGCCACUUGCUGGCUUGCUGCUGGUGAGCCUUUCACAGGUCGCUCGGCUCGGCCUUUUGUAUCGGCUGAUUCUUCCCUAGGCGAUCAAUUAUUCGGGUAGUUCGGGAGCGAGAAGAAGAGAAAAGAAAGGCAGGUCCAGCAGGCAAACGAACCCAACCGACGUAACCGCGGACAUGACAGCCGGAUGACGCCAUGUCGCCCGGGGAGGGUGCGUCGGCGCCGCCGGCUGUUGCGCCCUCAUCAGCAGGGGCAAUGGCGGCCGAGGAGGCAGCGGCCAGGAAGCGCUACGAGGCGCUGGUCCAGGUGCGCACCAAGGCCGUCAAGGGCAAGGGCGCCUGGUACUGGGCGCACCUUGAGCCCGUGCUCGUCCCGCCACCCACCUCCGGCCUGCCGCCCAAGACAGCGCGCCUCCGCUGCGCGCUCUGCGCCGCCACCUUCUCCGCUUCCAACCCGUCGCGCACCGCCUCCGAGCACCUCAAGCGCGGCGCCUGCCCCAACUUCGCGUCGCCGCUGGCGCCCGUCUCCACGCCGCCGCCGCCGCAUCACCAGCAGCUUGCCAUCGCCUCGGCGUCGUCCGUCGUGCCCAUCGCCUCCUUCCCGCCGCUGUCGCAGCGCCGCCACUCCACCGGCGGCGUCAGCGGCGGCCGCAAGCGCCACGCGUUGGCCGCCGCGUACGCGGCCGUGGAGGCGGCAGCAGCGGCCUCCUCGCAGCACGUGUUGGCGGGCGAGCCGGCCGUGUACACGUCCGCGCCACCCACGCCGCCGGCGCCGCGGCAGGUGCUCUCGGGCGGGCGGGGGGACCUGGGCCCGCUGGCGCAGCUCGAGGACAGCGUCAGAUGGCUCAGGUCGCCUGGCGCGUCGCCGGGGCCGACGCUGCCGCACCGCCAGGCGGAGGCAGCGCUCGACCUGCUCUCCGACUGGUUCCUCGAGUCCGCCGGCGGCGUGUCGCUCGCCGCGGUGGAGCACCCGAAGAUGAAGGCGUUCCUGCGCCAGGUCGGCCUCCCGGAGCUGUCAGGCGCCGACCUCACCCGCGCGCGCCUCGACGCGCGCUUCGCCGAGGCCAGUGCCGACGCCGCCGCGCGCGUUCGGGACGCGCGCUUCUUCCAGCUCGCCGCGGACGGGUGGCGCGACCCGGUCGUCACUCUCGCCGCCAAUCUCCCCAACGGCACGUCCGUCUUCCACCGCGCCGUGCCCAUGCCAGCGCCGCCGUCGUCCGACUACGCCGAGGAGGUGCUCCUGGACGCUGUCUCAUCCGUCGCCGCCUCCGCCGACCUCCGCCAUUGCGCCGGCGUCGUCGCCGACCGCUUCGGCUCCAAGGCUCUGCGCGAUCUCGAGAGCAAGCACCCUUGGAUGGUGAACAUUUCUUGCCAAGUCCAUUGCUUGACGCGCUUAGCAAAAGACAUGGCGCGUGAGCUCCCGCUCUUCCACUCCGCCGCCACCAAUUGCGCCAAGAUGGCCGCGUACUUCAACACCACCGCCACCGUGCGCGCGCUGCUGCACCGGCAUCAGGUCCAGGAGCUUGGCCGCGCGGGGCUCCUCCGCGUCGCCGCUCCGCCAUCAGGCGACAGCGAAUUCAGCGCGGCAUUGGCGAUGCUCGAUGACGUCCUGACCUCUGCGCGGCCGCUCCAGUUCUCCGUCCUCGAGGAGCCCUUCAAGCUCCUCUGCAUCGACGACCCUGCUGCGCGGGAGAUCGUCGACAUGGUGCACAGCGCGGCGUUCUGGGCCGAGGUGGAGGCGGCGCAUUCGCUCGUGAAGUUGAUCACGGACAUGGUGAAGGAGAUGGAGACCGAGCGGCCGCUCGUCGGGCAGUGCCUCCCGCUCUGGGAAGACCUCCGUGGCAAGGUCAGAGGCUGGUGCCGCAAGUUCAACGUCGACGAAGGGAUCGCCAUGGACGUGCUGGAGAGGAGGUUCAGGAAGAGCUACCACCCGGCGUGGUCGGCGGCAUUCAUACUGGACCCGCUGUAUCUGAUCAAGGAUGCCAGCGGUCGGUACCUCCCGCCGUUCAAGUACCUGACGCCGGAGCAGGAGAAGGACAUGGACAGGCUGAUCACGAGGCUGGUGUCGCCGGAGGAGGCGCACCUCUCCAUGAUGGAGCUGAUGAAGUGGCGCUCCGAGGGUCUGGACCCGCUGUACGCGCAGGCGGUGCAGGUCCGGCAGCCGGACCCGGCCACGGGGAAGAUGAAGAUCGCCAACAAGCAGAGCAGCCGCCUGGUCUGGGAGACGUGCCUCAGCGAGCUCAAGUCGCUGGGUAAAGUGGCCGUGCGGCUCAUCUUCCUCCACGCCACCGCGAGGGUGAUCAGGUGCCCGCCGAGGAUGGCGCGGUGGCUGACCGCCUCGUCCGGCGGCAUCGCCCGCGCGCAAAGGCUGGUGUUCGUGGUGGCGAACUCGAAGCUGGAGAGGAAGGACUUGACGAACGACGACGACCGGGACGCGGAGAUGCUCACGGAUGGGGACGACGACAUGAUGCUGGCUGAUCCGACGACCACCGCCACUGUGGAUCCUCAUCGGUGAAGCAAACGUGUUAAUUGUUUCGUCCUCAUUGUGGUGUUAGCAUCUGUAGAAUUUGAUUGUCCUAGGUUAGAUUCUUUUGAUCUUGUUUCGUCUCGUGGCCGCCGUGCUUGGUGCUUGCUCCCUCCUGUUGUUUUGGUGGGGUGGGGAGCAGGAGGGGCGCAUGAGACGAUGGAGAUGGAGAUUGCUUUUGAUUAUCAAGUGUGGUUAACCAAUCAAUAACGUUUGUGGUUCUUGCUGAAUCGAUGGAUGAGUAGGCAGGAAAUCAGGGGAAUUUAUUGCCUGUAUUUGGGAUCAGCAAGACAGCAUGAAUAAGGGACGUUGUGUUUUUUUUU
This is a messenger RNA of Setaria italica (foxtail millet), 3228 nucleotides long. RefSeq lists its product as uncharacterized. The record is from RefSeq and is a predicted model, not a curated record. The transcript has a single exon. Bases 578 to 2896 code for a protein of 772 amino acids. NCBI's taxonomy places the organism in Eukaryota, Viridiplantae, Streptophyta, Magnoliopsida, Poales, Poaceae.